Molecule: messenger RNA, 1556 nt
Organism: Triticum aestivum (bread wheat)
Lineage: Eukaryota; Viridiplantae; Streptophyta; Magnoliopsida; Poales; Poaceae
Product: FCS-Like Zinc finger 8
Exons: 3
Coding region: 427-1269 (280 amino acids)
Source: RefSeq, a predicted model, not a curated record
CUGCCACUUCCCCGGGGUAAAAAUGGAUCGGGCGACUCCGCGCCCCCCACCUGUAUAAAUACACAGACCCACUACCCAGCAACCGCAAGCCAAGCCGAGCCAAGCCCGACGGCUUUCCGGCGGUUUUCUCGGCGGCUGGUUGCUCAUCUGUGGGCGGUUUCCGGCGGAAUUUGUGCUUUCCUCUCCUGCUUCUCCUCGGCUACCUACCUCGGCAAGCAUUCCCUUGCCCACAACCGCCCUGCUCGUCUUCCACCUCGCGCCCCGUUCGAUUCCAGAACGAGACUCCGGUUCCUGACAUAGUCUAGAUCGAGGCAAAUGCGUUGGGAGCGGCGGCGGCCAUUGUAGUUGGAGCGGUUCCGGCUCGAUCCCUCCGUCCGGGGACGUUGCUUUGUGGUUCUCCGUCCGUCCGUCCGUCCGUCUGAGGCGAUGCUGCGGAACAGAUCGAGGAGAGCGGUUGGUGCCGGAGGCGGGGGCGGAGGUCUCAUGCCUCAACCUGAGCCCCUCGCCGCUGCCGCUGCUCAGUCUUCUUCUUCCCCGAGGCCGUACAUGGCGCUGCCGCAGGCCGGGUUCUUGGACGGCGCGGAGCAGGGGCCGUCCUCCUCCAUGAGCCCCACCUCCAUUCUCGAGACCAAGCAGUUCUGCUGCUCCGCCCUGCCGCCCUUCCUCUCGGAGCGAAGCCUCAGGAAGGCUCACAUGGAGACGGCCGCUCUGGGUCCGGAGCCGGCCGGCGCCGGCGGCCUCGCCGACGUGCUCCGGGAGCACGGCGACGCCAAGGCCGGCGGCCGCAAGGUGGUGUUCGGGUCGCAGCUCAGGAUCCAGGUCCCCUCGGGCAGGGCCGUGGAGCUGGUGUCCUCCCCGAUAGAGUUCGGCGUCAAGAACCGGGACGCCGUCCUGUCCCCGGCCAGGAGGUUCCUGCCGGAGGUCGUGAGCUCGCCCACCGCCCGGGUGUUCGCCGCCGGGGAAAUGGCCAUGUCGGAGGACUACACGUGCGUCAUCUCCCGCGGCCCCAACCCGAGGACCAGGCACAUCUUCGACGACUGCAUAGUCGAGAGCCGCGGGGAUGUGCUCGUGGACAACGGACCGGGCACCGCCGGCGGCGGCGGUGAUGCCGUGCCGCCGAGCGGUGUCUUGAGCUCUUGCCAUGCAUGCCGCAGGCAACUUGGGCAUGCCAAUGAUAUCUUCAUCCAUCGGGGUGGCAAAGCAUUCUGCAGCGACGAGUGCCGGUACCGGGAAAUGCUCUUCGACGAAGCGGUGGACAACCUGCGCUAGCUAGCUAAACGGGGGAGGGACGGUGCAUUUCACAAGAGAAUUUCAGCGGAGGAGAAGGCAUGACGAUGGCCCUGAAUAACCGAGAUGAGAUUUAUCUUUCAUUUUUUGUUUCUUCUCGACUUUGCAAGACUGGAUGAUGUUUUUUGGUCAUGGAGAACAGAAUGAUUUUAGCCUUUUGCCGCGGAUUAAAAGACAUUUUGCCCACUUUUGCAAGAGGUUGCGCUGUCGGGGACUGAUGUUCGACGUUCUAGUUAAAUGAAAUGAAAUUUGAUGCCAGUGUUCUUCUA